AGAAAGAGAGAGGUGGGUGAAUGAACCGAGAUCGAGAGGCCAGGAUUGAAGAGAAAUCCGCGAGAAGGGUCUCUUAUCCUAUCCUCCGACGGACCUCGUCUCUCUCUCUCUCUCUCUCCCCUCCCAUCCUCCUCAUAAGCUCUCCUUCUCUUUCAUUUGUUCUCUUUAUUUAGCUGCAAGAGUUCAUCUUGAACAAAGGGAGGUUGGUGCUGAAAAGUAUCCACAAAAAUAUUGUCGUUCUGAGUCUCUCCCAUGGCCCCCAAAGCUGGCCGGGGCAGGGGAAAUAAAGGCAAAGGUGAAAAGAAGAAGAAGGAAGAGAAAGUUGUGCCUAGUGUUGUUCAUAUCACUGUGGACACACCCUAUGAAUCCCAAGUGACACUCAAGGGAAUAUCCACAGACAGGGUACUGGAUGUGAGGAAACUCUUGGGCUCUCAUGUGGAAACGUGCCACCUCACCAAUUAUUCACUGAUCCACGUGGCUCGUGGGCAGCGGUUGAACGAUGGCGUGGAAAUCGUGUCACUGAAACCAUGCGUACUAAGGAUCUUGGAAGAGGACUACACGACGGAGGAGCAGGCGGUUGCGCACGUGCGAAGGCUGUUGGACAUCAUCGCCUGCACCACCGUGUUCGGCAAGCACAAGGACGGCGGCGGCAAGCCCAAGAAGCAGCAGACCUCCGCCGCCUCUCCCUCAGCCGCCGCCGGAGCGAAUGGCAGACCCUCGUCCGGGCCCUCCUCGUCGCCCACCGCCGGCGCCUCCACGGCGGCCGCCGACGCGAAGCUCCCGUCGGCGCCGUCCCCGGGCGCCUCGAUUCCUGCGAUCUCGGAUAAGUUCGACAUGGCGGCGAUCCAACCGCCUCCGAAGCUCGGCGAUUUCUAUGAUUUCUUCUCCUUCUCCCACCUUUCCUCUCCCAUUCUUUCUGUGAAGAAACGUGAACCGGGGAUCGCUGGAGAUCGGGGGGAAGGCGAUUACUUUGAAUUAGAGGUUAAAGUUUGUAAUGGGAAGUUUCUAAAUGUGGUUUCUUCGGUCAAGGGGUUUUAUGCAACUGGGAAACACAAUAUUCUGUGCCACUCUCUAGUGGAUCUAUUGCAGCAGCUUAGCAGAGCAUUUGCAAAUGCGUAUGAGUCCCUGAUGAAAGCCUUUAUAGACCAUAACAAGUUUGGUAAUCUGCCGUAUGGAUUCCGUGCAAAUACAUGGCUUGUCCCUCCUGUUUGUGUUGAGUCACAUUCAAAAUGCCUCUUGCUGCCAACAGAAGAUGAGAACUGGGGAGGGAAUGGAGGUGGGCAUGGACGAGAUGGUAAAUAUGUUGAUAGGCGAUGGGCAACGGAUUUCUCAGUUUUGGCAAAGAUUCCAUGCAAAACUGAAGAUGAGAGGCAGAUACGAGAUCGGAAGGCCUUUUUACUUCACAGUCUAUUUGUUGACACAGCAAUUCUUAAAGCUGUUUCAGCAAUUCGUCAUCUCAUGGACUCCAACAUAAACUUGACUGCUUCAAACAGGGUUCUGCAGGGUUCAGUCAUGCAUGAAGAGCAUAUAGGAGACCUGAGUAUAAUUGUAAAAAGGGAUAUGCCAGAUGCUAGCGUGAAGCUUGAGGAGAAAGUUGAUGGGAGCCAAUUACUUCAGAUGUGCACCAAGGAGGUUUCCUCAAGGAAUCUUCUUAAAGGCUUAACUGCUGAUGAGAGUGUGGUUGUUAAAGAUACCGCCACUCUAGGAGUUGUCAUUGUUAAACAAUGUGGCUAUACUGCUACUGUUAAAGUCUCGGGGCAUGUGAAGGACAAAAAUUGUGCAAUGGAGAGUAUUUAUGUAGAUGACCAGCCAGAUGGAGGUUCUAAUGCCUUAAACAUUAACAGCUUAAGAAUAUUGGUUCCCAAGUUAAGCAACAUGGAUCCAUCUGUGGGGCAUCAAUAUUCUUCUAGUUCUGAUGAUGCGGACGCAAGGAUUUUAGCAAGGAGGGUACUAAGAAAUAGCCUGAUCAAGUUAGAGAAAAUGUCUGCUGCUACUGAGGGACCCAUCAGAUGGGAACUUGGUGCUUGCUGGUUAGAACAUUUGCAGAAAAAGGAGACUUCAACAGUUGAGGAGCCAAAGGGCAAUAAGGAAGACAGUUUGGCUGAACCAAUUGUUAAAGGACUUGGAAGGCAGUUUGAACAGUUAAAGAAACUUAAAAAGAAAGCAGAUCCAGUUGGCAAGUCUGAGAAGGAAGAUUUUAUUACCGGCAGCACGAUUGUAACAGAUUUGGAGAAAUUAGCACAGAGUGAACUGAAUGAGGAGGUUGAGAUCAGGAAACUGCUUUCUGAAGAAGCCUUCAUGCGUUUGAAAGAUUCAGGAACUGGUCUUCAUCAGAAGUCAAUGGAUGAGCUCACCAAGAUGGCACAAAAAUACUAUGAUGAUGUUGCGCUUCCGAAGCUGGUGGCAGAUUUUGCGUCACUUGAGCUUUCUCCAGUUGAUGGGCGAACUCUUACUGACUUCAUGCAUACAAGGGGACUUAAAAUACGUUCCUUAGGACAUGUGGUUGAACUUGCUGAGAAGCUACCACAUAUACAGUCAAUUUGUAUUCAUGAGAUGGUUACUCGUUCCUUCAAGUACAUUCUACGAGCUGUUAUUGCUGCAGUGGACAAUAUGUCUGAUUUAUCUUCUGCAAUUGCUGCAACUUUGAACAUCUUGCUAGGGCCCUCAAAAUUAGAAAAUGGUGAUCAGGAUCUGAUUAGUGAGCAUAAUCUCAAAAUGAAGUGGGUGGAGACAUUUAUUCUAAAAAGAUUCGAUUGGAGGCUAAAAGAUGAAUUUCAACAUUUAAGAAAGUUUGUGAUUCUCAGAGGACUUUGCCAUAAGGUUGGGUUGGAGUUGGUAGCUAGAGACUAUGACAUGGAUAGUCCAAACCCAUUUGAGAAAUCUGAUAUUAUCAGCGUAGUUCCUGUGUACAAACAUGUGACCUGCUCAUCUGCAGAUGGUCGGAACUUAUUGGAAUCAUCAAAGACAGCAUUGGAUAAAGGAAAGUUAGAAGAUGCUGUUAGUUAUGGCAUAAAGGCAUUAUCAAAAAUGAUAGCAGUUUGUGGUCCAUACCAUCGGAUGACUGCUACUGCAUAUAGUCUACUUGCAGUAGUUCUUUAUCACACUGGAGAUUUUAAUCAGGCAGCCAUAUAUCAGCAGAAGGCUCUAGAUAUUAACGAGAGGGAGCUUGGUCUUGACCAUGCUGAGACGAUGAAAAGUUAUGGGGAUCUUUCUGUUUUCUACUACCGACUCCAACACAUUGAAUUGGCCUUGAAGUAUGUCAAUCGUGCACUCUAUCUUCUGCACUUCUCAUGUGGACUCUCUCAUCCAAAUUCUGCUGCAACAUAUAUCAAUGUGGCAAUGAUGGAAGAGGGCAUGGGAAAUGUUCAUGUUGCACUUCGCUACCUGCAUGAGGCCCUUAACUGCAAUAAAAGAUUGUUAGGAGCUGACCACAUUCAGACUGCUGCUAGCUACCAUGCCAUUGCCAUAGCUCUUUCCAUGAUGGAAGCCUAUUCUCUUAGUGUGCAACAUGAACAAACCACAUUGCAGAUACUUCAGGCCAAACUUGGUUUAGAAGAUCUUCGUACAAAGGAUGCUGCUGCAUGGCUUGAAUAUUUUGAAUCAAAAGCUUUAGAACAGCAAGAGGCUUCUCGUAGAGGCAUCCCAAUGCCUGAUGCAUCUAUUGCAAGUAAAGGUCACCUUAGUGUAUCAGAUCUCCUUGACUACAUAAACCCAGAACAAGAUACAAAAGAAAGAGAUGCACUGCGAAAACAGCGGCGCUUAAAGUAUUUAAUGCAGAACAACAAUAAAUCUAGUCAAGAGCAGUCCAUCUCAGUCACAGAUGAUUCUCAGUCUGAUGCACAAUCCCUAACCAGUCAGGACACAAUGGAACUCGAGGAGGGGAAGAAAUCUGAAGAACAUCACUUGGAAAAUUUCAAAGAGAAUAACAGUGUAACUCAACAUGAGCUGACACAAGCGAGUGUGAUAUCACCUGAAGAAUCUUCUGAUGAAGGGUGGCAAGAAGCCAGAGGAAGGUUCGGACAUUCGCACAGAAAAUUUGGCCGCAAGAGACAAGCUCUAACUAAAUUAAUCAUAAACAGCUCAGAGCCUGCAAGUUCUGCAAAUGACAGUUACGAAAGAAAAACUGUCUCUUCAGCACUAAAACCCAAUGUGGCACCAUCAAGGGCCCCUCCAAUUGAUAUUUCUUCUGGUGGAAAAGUUCUAAAGCCUACAAAUGUGACUGUUGGAGGAGAUUCCAACAAACUACAGGUAAGGACUCCCUAUACAGAUACCAAUACAGAACAAAAUACGAAAGCUUCUGUUACCGGUAGGCUCACUAAUGUGGCUUCAAAGUUUGUAUCUUACAAAGAAGUAGCAAUAUCACCUCCUGGUACGGUCUUAAAGCCAGCAUUGGAUCCAACAGAAGAAACAAUAGAAGUGAUGGAUGGUACUCUAGAAAAUGCCAAUCCGGUUGGUGCAUCUAAGGAAGAAGAGAAGUGUUUGGAAGAACCAUUGGAUGAGGAAAUACCAACUGAUGAUAGCCAAAAGGAGGCUAACCUGAGUGAAUUAGAUCAAUUGAAUGGAGAGGAGAAAAAUCACAACACCGAUGUGAAUGAGGACUUGUGCACUUCCAAGAAAGCCACAACAAAUGGAAGCAAGCUUUCAGCUUCAGCUCCUCCGUUCAAGCCAGGCUCGCUGUUGUCUGUGUCCCAUCCAUAUAACUCAAUUGAAAUUUAUGAUGUAAGAGCUGCUCAUCAGACAAUUUCACCUCGGUCUAUGGAAAUCCCCUCACCUCAAUCUAUUCAUACUAGGGUACCUUGCGGCCCAAGAUCAACCCUGUACCACCGAACUGGGCAUUCUUUCUUCAGGAAACAAGGUUGCUCAAAGAACCAGAACACUGUUGUAAGAUGCAACUUCACUCGGAGCAAUAUGAACCCUCAUGCACCAGAGUUUGAACCUCAGAAAGCUUCGCAACAAGCAAAUCAUGUUAAUGAGUACUCAGAAGCUCAAAAUCUUGUAACUGAAUCAAGCCAGCAAUUAGAUCCUCCAAUCAUCACGAAGGAGGAAACUUCUACUGCAGUUUCAGAAGAGAGAACAGAAGUUGACAAAGUCAUUGAUGCCGGGAAGAGUGGGAAUUGUAAGGGGAAAGACAGCACCCAAAACUUACAGAAGACUGAGAUGGCAAGACAAAUUCUAUUAAGCUUCAUUGUUAAGUCAGCUCGGGACAGUUUGGACCCUCCAAAGGAAGCUCAGUCUAUUAACAAACCAAAUGAAAAUGAGAGCAAAGUGAAUAUUAAACAUUGUGAUGUAGCAGCUAAAAUGGAGUCUACUUCUGAAGCCUAUGCUCAUGGCCCGUUGAAGGCAGUAAAUAUGUACAAUAAUAAGGAUGCAGAAGGAUUUACAGAAGUAUCAAAGAGGAGGAGAAGCAAACAGCAUUUCAGCAAUGCAGUAAAUGGUUUGUACUCUCAGCAGUCAAUUUGCACCUCAGUUAGCUGAAGUGUGGAGAUGAAACAAAGGCAUCAAUAAAAUUUCUGGGAGAACAAAAUGAGAUCUCUUGUUACCUAUAAUGUGGCAGAUAUACACACUUUUUGCUAUGAGGGUCUCUAAUUUCACCUGAUAGUUGCUUUACAAAAAGCAGUUUGUCAAUAGAAGCCCUCACAUCAUACAGUGAUCUCUUCAUCUGGUCGCCUAAUAAUCCAUGGUCCUUUUGGAGAUUCAUGGUUGUUACUGCAAAGCCUUCAUGAUAUUUCGUUUUUAAGUUUUGGAUGUUGUUCAUCUGGAAUUUUGGAACCUGAAAGUAUUGUAGAAAUUGAGAGAGGGGUUUAAGAACUAACAUUUGAUGUCGUUUAACAAUUCUUCUCUUUGUGCUGAGCAUGGUAUCAUGGUUCUCUCUUUCUA
Messenger RNA from Phoenix dactylifera (date palm), 5877 nucleotides. RefSeq names its product Tetratricopeptide repeat (TPR)-like superfamily protein. Gene Ontology annotation, biological process: organelle organization. Lineage: Eukaryota; Viridiplantae; Streptophyta; Magnoliopsida; Arecales; Arecaceae. The record is from RefSeq and is a predicted model, not a curated record. Gene Ontology annotation, cellular component: cytoplasm. Gene Ontology annotation, molecular function: protein binding.